Messenger RNA from Thalassophryne amazonica, 2244 nucleotides. It is a transcript of the gene spint1a, whose product is annotated as serine peptidase inhibitor, Kunitz type 1 a. Lineage: Eukaryota; Metazoa; Chordata; Actinopteri; Batrachoidiformes; Batrachoididae. Gene Ontology annotation, molecular function: protein binding; serine-type endopeptidase inhibitor activity. The coding region runs from base 253 to 1800 and encodes 515 amino acids. The record is from RefSeq and is a predicted model, not a curated record. The transcript is spliced from 10 exons.
ACUUCCUGUUUCUCUCAGGUGACUCACCUGAACGAUGUUGCCGUUUGCAUAACAUUCUUUUUUAAUCACCACCUGGAUCAGGUAACCUGCUGCCGUCUGAACAGCGUUUCGACACCACACCGUUUCGGUUCGGUUUUCUGAGGCGGGGUGUCAGUUUUUGUCUUUUUGACGGUUUGUGGCCUAAACGAGCUGAGUUUUAUUUGAAAUAUAGAUCUAAUUUCUGUGGUUCCGGGGAUUUACAGGACGUUUAGAAUGAUCGGGCUCCGCACAGGACGUUCAGGGGCCUCGGCGGUCCGGGUCCUGGUUCCGGUUCUGGUUCUGGUUCUAGUUCUGGGUUGCUCACACGCGCAGACCUUUGGUGAGACGUGUUUGGCCAAAUUCAAAAAAGGGAGGACUGACUUUGUUCUGGAUGUGGACGACUCCGUGAAGGACGGAGCCACGUUCAUCUCCUCGCCCAAACUGGACCGGUCCAAAGACUGCGUCCUGGCCUGCUGCAAGAACCCGCAGUGUAACGUGGCCUUCAUGCAGGGGGGGUCCGAGGAGGGUCUGGUCCAGUCCUGCGUCCUCUUUGACUGCCUCUACAAGCAGAAGUACGUGUGCCGCUUCGUCCAGAAGAACGGAUACAUCAGCUCCAUCCUGGACUCGGUGUUCGAGAAGUACCUGGAGGUGGACCUCUCCCCAGAUGUAGCCGACCAUCCUCCGGUGGCCAACGGUGGACAGGACCAAGUGGUUCAACCUCUGGACAGCGUGACGCUGACGGGCAUCGAGAGUAAAGAUGACCAUGGGGUCGUGUCCUACCAGUGGCAGAUGGUUUCUGGAAACACGUUUACUGUUAUUGAGGAAACCACUUUCUCUGACCAGGUCAUUGUGUCCAACCUGACCUCCGGUGUGUAUAAGUUCCAGCUCACUGUCACCGACACCAGCGGUCAGUCAGACUCGACCCAGGUCACAGUCUUGGUUCUCACCCCUGAAGAGUCAGAGGACCACUGCAUGGCUCCAAAGAAGAUCGGCCCAUGUCGCGGUGCGUUCCCGCGUUGGCACUACAACGCCAUCUCAGAGAAAUGUGAGCAGUUCAUCUUUGGAGGCUGCAGGGAAAAUCUCAACAACUACCUCAGUCUCCAGGAGUGUUCCACCGCCUGCCAUGGAUCAGAAAAGGAUGAAAAAAGUGGGAGAACUAUCUCUGUUCCUGUGCCUAAAGUGGAGAAAUGUGGCGUUACGUGCACUCCAAAACAGUUCACCUGUGAAAACGGCUGCUGCCUGGAUCAAGGUCUGGAAUGUGACAAAGACGUACAGUGCAGCGACGGAUCGGACGAGAAGAACUGCGUUGACUUGGAUGACGAAUUUCAGGUUCUGCUGAAGAUUCCAGUUAAUGAACAAAAAGUGCGCUGCACAGAACCUCCAAGCACCGGAAGCUGCAGAGACACUUUCACUAAGUGGUACUACAACCCUGUCCAUCAGGACUGCUUCCGCUUCAACUACGGGGGCUGCAAAGGAACUGACAACCGAUUUGAAACGAAAGAUUCCUGUUUGACCACCUGCAGUGGAGUCACAGAGAACGACAUAUUUGCAAGAAAGGAAGAGUUUGAGCGCCAACUGGCUGACAGCCACACAGGUGUGGUGGCCAUCGCUGCCAUUCUGGGUUUGGCCAUCCUGAUCCUGCUGGGCAUCCUGGCUUACUGCUUCUACAAGGGCAAGAAAAAGUCUCCACAGCACCACCGCGUGCCCGUCAGUAAUAUCCCGGUCGCCGCACUGGACGACCGCGAGCAUCUGGUCUACAACAACACCACCAAACCCAUCUGACCUCUGACCCCUGUCCUGGUUGCUCGUGACCCCGGCUGCCAGAUUGUGAAAAAUGAACACACUCAGAGUGAGAUCCCGUUUUCUGAGUGCCGGGUCGGUUUUUGUUUGGGUUUUUUUAGGCGGAAGUGCGCACAUGGUACAGUUUCUUAAUUAUUAAUGUGAUGUUUUUUUUAUUGUAAGAUAGAUUGUUUUGUAAAAUGGGAAAGAAUUUCAUUAGUUUGGAAGAGUUCUUACUCCUCAUAUUUUAUCUCCCAUUGUUACGUACUCACCUGUACAUAAGCUUAGAAAUAUUUUACUUUAGGAAGGUUUUGUGGAAUUUUGAAAUGUUUUAACAAGCAUAAUAUGUAACUUUUUUUGUUUCCAUAAUUUUAAAUGGAUGUGCUUUUUCUGUCACUUCUGUGGCAUUUUUAUUUGAAAUAAAGAAUGUAGUACAGUACCUCAAAA